Sphaeramia orbicularis (orbiculate cardinalfish) is the source of this 1801-nucleotide messenger RNA. RefSeq names its product grancalcin (gene gca). Bases 160 to 915 code for a protein of 251 amino acids. Lineage: Eukaryota; Metazoa; Chordata; Actinopteri; Kurtiformes; Apogonidae. Gene Ontology annotation, molecular function: calcium ion binding. The record is from RefSeq and is a predicted model, not a curated record. The transcript has 8 exons.
UAAGUCGCUCGGAUGUGAUGUAGCAACUGUUCACACUUAUCGGAAGUUAAAUCCAUUAGAGAGGAGCCAGUUUUCACUGCCAGUCACACUUCAUAAGGCAGCAAACUUGUUUUUAGUCACCUCACUUUCUCCAAAUGGCUUAUUCAGGAUACGGCGGGUAUGGAGGCCAAAUGCCAGGAAUGCCCCCUCAGGGGAUGCCAGGAGGGCCACCCAUGGGGCCUCCAAUGGGGGGUCAGAUGGGGGCUCCCAUGGGGGGCCCCAAUGGGAGGACCAAUGGGAGGCCCCAUGGGAGGCCCCAUGCCUGGCACCAUGCCUCCCAUGGGUGGGCCUAUGGGAGGUGCACCCCCCCAGGGAGGAUAUGCACCCUAUGGAGGAGCCUACCCAGCCACGUAUGGUGCCCCUCCUGCUGCCAAUGAUCCCAUGUGGGGUUACUUCACAGCGAUCGCAGGCCAGGAUGGUGAGGUGGAUUCAGAGGAACUCCAGAGGUGUCUGACUCAGGCCGGUUUCACUGGCAGCUACUCUCCAUUUAGCUUGGACACAUGUCGGAUCAUGAUUGCGAUGCUGGAUAGGGACUAUACUGGCAAGAUGGGUUUUAAUGAGUUCAAAGAUCUGUUCACUGCACUCAACAGCUGGAAGCAGAACUUCAUGAUGUAUGACCAGGACAGGAGUGGAACCGUUGAACCACAUGAGAUGUCUCAGGCAAUCGGUGCAAUGGGCUACCGCAUCAGUCCUCAGGCUCUUAAUGGGAUUGUGAAGCGCUACAGCAAGAACGGGCGAAUCUUCUUUGAUGACUACGUGGCCUGUUGUGUCAAACUGCGUGCUCUUACAGAGAACUUCAGGAGGAGAGAUACCAUGCAACAGGGAUCUGUCAACUUUCAAUAUGAUGAUUUCAUCCUGUGCACAAUGGCCAUCUGAGUGCUGCUGUGUCCCUCUAUCACAAGGUUAAGCCAUCUAAUGAACCAAUCCGUGGUGGACUGUGGACCACUGUGUCACAGGAAUGCAAAGGGAGGCCAGUAUAUGUGACUGAGUGGCCAUGAGCCACAAUACCCAUACCCAUAGCUUAUAAUGCUUGCUCUAAUGCUUUAGUCUUGUAUGUCGCACAGAAGUGCUGAAGAGGGCACAGUAUAUCUACAAUAGAGGAAUGUGUUACAUUUCUGCAUCUUUAAAGCCUCUAAUGUACAGACCUUUUAAAAACACUGUCUCAAACAAUCAAUCAGUGUCAGAAAUUGUAAGAUAAUCACAUUAAAAUUCUCCAUAGAGGCUUUGAAGGCAGAUAUGUAAAACAAUUUAGGAAUCUUUCCAGCACUUCUGCCACACAUUGAAUGAAAAUCAAAGUGCAAAGUAUACUGCUGUUUUAAGGAUGUAGAGGAUCUCUGUCUGUGAGACACCUUUGUGCCAUUAUAAUCACUGAAUGUAAGGUCAAUACAGUGUAUUAAAACCAUUUAUAUGGAGUGGAAUACUAACAAGCUUUAUGGUAAAUGAUACAUGUUGAGCAACAUUACAUGCUAAAUUUACUUUUACACUGAAUUAAGACACCUAUGAAUUUUUAAUAAAGUGUGCCUUUUCUCAUUUGCAUUAUGGGAUGUGCUAACUUUUAUCUGUUAAAUAAUGGAUACACAUAUUCGCUUAAUGUGUAACAAACCAAUAUGAGAUGUGAAACUUGUCAAGAAGCUACAGUUUUUAAGGGUUUUUCUGUACUCACGCAGCUAGAUUUUUUGCACAUGUAAAGAUGACAAUGAGAUUAUGCAUGCCAAAUGUUGUAUGAAACAUGUUGUUAUUCACAAUAAACACUUUGCCAGUA